AUGGUUUCCUUCAAGUCUCUUCUCGUUCUCUGCUCCGCAGCGGCUGUAUACGCCAUCCCUUUCGGUAACUCCACCGAGGAGCACCUUGAGCGACGAACAACCGUCACCAGCAGCAGCACCGGAAAUGUCAACGGCUACUACUACUCGCUCUGGGAACAAGUCAACAGCGGUGUCACCAUGAACAUCGGAACUGGCCAAUACAGCCUUUCCUGGUCCUCCUCGUCGCAAGACGUCGUUGCGGGAGUUGGCUGGAACCCAGGCAGUGCCAAGGUCAUCACCUACAGCGGAAGCUUCAACCCCAACGGCAACGCCUACCUCUCCGUCUACGGAUGGACGACCAACCCGCUCGUCGAAUACUACAUCUGCGACUCCUUCGGGUCCUACAACCCCAGCACGGGGCUGACGCACCGGGGCACCGUCUCGUCCGACGGCGCCACGUACGACAUCUACCAGACGACGCGCGUCAACGCGCCGUCGAUCCAGGGCACGGCGACGUUCAACCAGUUCUGGUCCGUGCGCCAGGGCAAGCGCGUCGGCGGCACGAUCACGACGGCGAACCACUUCAACGCGUGGAGGAACCUCGGGAUGAACAUGGGCUCGUUCAACUACCAGAUCCUUGCUACUGAGGGAUACCAGAGCAGUGGUUCAUCCUCGAUCACUGUCUCUGGACAUUAA
Psilocybe cubensis is the source of this 675-nucleotide messenger RNA. RefSeq lists its product as uncharacterized. The record is from RefSeq and is a predicted model, not a curated record. The coding region runs from base 1 to 675 and encodes 224 amino acids. Gene Ontology annotation, molecular function: hydrolase activity, hydrolyzing O-glycosyl compounds. NCBI's taxonomy places the organism in Eukaryota, Fungi, Basidiomycota, Agaricomycetes, Agaricales, Agrocybaceae. Gene Ontology annotation, biological process: xylan catabolic process. The transcript is spliced from 2 exons.